Carcharodon carcharias (great white shark) is the source of this 646-nucleotide messenger RNA. RefSeq names its product avidin-related protein 1-like. The transcript has 4 exons. The coding region runs from base 94 to 552 and encodes 152 amino acids. The record is from RefSeq and is a predicted model, not a curated record. Gene Ontology annotation, molecular function: biotin binding. Lineage: Eukaryota; Metazoa; Chordata; Chondrichthyes; Lamniformes; Lamnidae.
UGAUUUGAACUGGUUCGCUGCCAGCACGGAUUCUGGAAUCUCCGUAGGAGCUGAACUUUGGAGCUGAGCUGCACUUAACACUCAGCAUUCACUAUGGAGAGACACAUCUUUGCAAUCUCUCUCUGCCUGUUGGCUUUUUCUACCCCUGGAAUCUUGGCGGACGGCUGUAAUAUGACCGGGUUCUGGCGGAACGAACUGGGUUCCGUCUUUUACCUGAGUGAGGCCGAGGACUUGACGCUGAACGGCCAGUAUUUGACCGCGGUGGAGGCGGCGAGGGAGGAGGCUGGACCCGAGAGACAAGCCCAAGUGAUCGGCAUCCGGAACAACGGCAGAGAACCAACAUUCAGCAUGUCUACAGCGUGGGCCGGAGGUUCCAUUACAUCCUGGGUUGGCCAGUGCCUGUUGCUGGAGGGUGGGCAACAAGUUCUGAAGACUACAUGGCUGCUGAGAUCUCUGGCUACCAGCCUACAGGACGAUUGGAAAUCAACACGAAUUGGACAAGACACAUUCCGCCAAACCAAUGGGGCCAUCCUGAAAGGGAGCCACCGUUAAUCUGUCAAUCUUUAGUGCAACACACCGCACCAACACUGGACACAGUGUCAUUAUCAUUUCUGCAUGGUAUUCUCAAUAAAGUAAGAAAGCCUCA